Molecule: messenger RNA, 3606 nt
Organism: Triticum dicoccoides
Lineage: Eukaryota; Viridiplantae; Streptophyta; Magnoliopsida; Poales; Poaceae
Product: beta-glucosidase 5-like
Exons: 13
Coding region: 1257-2771 (504 amino acids)
Biological process (GO): carbohydrate metabolic process
Molecular function (GO): beta-glucosidase activity
Source: RefSeq, a predicted model, not a curated record
GGAGGAAGCUAGCGUCAGGCAUGGAGCAGUCGAGAGUCGAAACAAGGGAGGGCUGAGAGUUGAAAUUUCCCUCUUGGUUGGUUGGGUUUUUUGGUGAUGGCCUCUAAAAUUAGGUUCUAUGGGAGGAAGUUUGGAUGUCCAAGAGUUGUAGGUGGUGAGAUAGGUGCCUCUUCUGGAGCACGUUUUGGGAGUGCAUAUUGUUAUUUUUCACAGGGAAGUGUAUGGUUUGUCAUUAUAGUGUUGGAUUAGGCUAGUCGAGUUCAAUAUGGUCGUUCGUGAUUAACUUGCCUUUUUGGGUUCGUGGUAGAAUAUGGGCUGGACUAACUUUACGGGCACCCCAACAGACUUAUAGCGCGGGUAAUACAGGAAAAAACACCAAAAUGAUUAGUAAUGGGCCCACUCAUAUGGAACUCAACAAUACACAAACAUUUUUAUAACAAUAUUGUCUGAAAAAUAUGUUCGUUUCACUAGUUUUAUAUAUCCAAUGAGCGAAAAAAAGUUAUGUGUUGCCAAAAGAAGCUCACAUACUACAUGAAACUAUAAUAGAAUUUCAAAAGGCGUUUUUAUAUAUUUUUAUUUAUUCUGUAUGUGAAGAGAAGUGUUCAAUAGUGGUAAGAAAAAAAAUGUCCAGGCAUAUGAAUAUAAAUGGUCGUGCAUUUAAAAUAAUAAUUGCAUAUAUAAAAAAGUAUUCAUGUGUCGCUAUAUUUUUCAUGUUUUGAGAAAGUGUUCGCAUGGUAAUGAAAAGUGUCCAUGUAUCUCUCAAAACCAUCAAUCUAUUUUACCCAGAAAAUAGAGAAGAAAAAUGAGAAAGGAACAGCAAAAAGGAAAAUGAUAAAAAAGAAAGCGAUAAUGCGCCCGGCCCAUGUGGGGCGAUUUGUCCCUUAUAUGGCGAUAUAAGUGCUUGCCUGUUUGGGGUCGAUUCCCUCCCGCCCACUUGCCCGUCCGCUUUCAAAAAAAGUUGUGGCGCCAAUUCCGGCCUUAUCAGUUACCACUUACCAAGGCCACAAGAGUACAUGAGAGUGAGCACUGCGGCCACAAUCUACCACGAAUGUGUGCGUCAAAUGGCCGCCAGGGUGGAUAAGGGUGAUCUUCAGCACUGUGGUCCAGCGGAUAUUAUCUUGGAGAGGAUGGCAACAGUUCUUGUUUGAAAGCUAAGCAGGUUGUACUAUAUAUCGUCAGGGUUAAGAAGAAACGUAGUACGGUACCUGAGUAGUGCAGAGAAGGUGGGUGAUCGAAUCGACCUGGCUGCAGCAGCAAUGGCUGCCAUUGCCGUCUUCUCCCUGCUGUUGCUCCUCUCUUCUGCUCCUGCUGUUCUUGGCUUCACGAGGAGCGACUUCCCGCCGGAGUUCGUCUUCGGAGCCGCCACCUCCGCAUACCAGUAUGAGGGUGCCGUGGCUGAGGAUGGCAGGAGCCCAAGCGUCUGGGACACCUUCACACAAGCAGGGAAAAUGUCGGAUAAAAGCACAGGCGAUGUAGCUGCUGAUGGGUACCACAAGUACAAGGAUGAUAUCAAGCUCAUGGUUGACACUAACCUAGAGGCUUACAGAUUCUCUAUCUCCUGGUCAAGGCUUAUACCAAAUGGGAGGGGGGCUAUCAACCCAAAAGGUUUGGAGUACUACAACAACCUUAUAAAUGAGCUAGUGCAACAUGGGAUUCAAGUCCAUGUUAUGCUUUCCCAUCUCGAUUUCCCGCAAGUUUUGGACGAUGAGUAUGGCGGAUGGUUAAGCCCUAAAAUUGUGGAGGAUUUCACAGCAUUUGCGGAAGUGUGCUUUAGGGAGUUUGGAGACAGGGUUUCAUACUGGACAACGAUAGAUGAACCUAAUGUCAGCGCACUAGGAUCUUACGACAAUGCACUAUUUGCCCCGGGACGUUGCUCCAACCCAUUUGGAAUAACAAAUUGUACAGUGGGAAACUCAACUGUGGAACCAUACAUAGCAGCUCAUAACAUGAUACUGGCUCAUGCAUCAACUACCAGACUUUACGGAGAAAAAUAUCGAGCUGCCCAAAAGGGAGGUGUUGGCAUAAAUGUUUACUCUUCUUGGAGUUAUCCUAUGACGAACUCUGAUGUGGAUGUGGAAGCAGCUAAAAGAUACUUAGACUUCGUGUUCGGAUGGAUACUAGAGCCCUUGGUGUCUGGAGAUUACCCAGAUGUGAUGAGGAAAAAUGUUGGGUCUCGACUUCCAUCGUUCACAAAGUCCCAAUCUCAAGUUGUCAAGGGAGCUGUUGAUUUCAUAGGAAUAAACCACUACUAUUCCAUGUAUGUUAAUGACCGUCCUUUAGACAAAGGCACUCGUGACUAUUCAGCAGACAUGUCUCUUUACCAAAGAGCUUCUAAAACAAUCCCAGGAAGUAGCAAGAAUGUCCCAGCAUCUUCUCAAAGUGACCCGGAAGGAUUGCAAUAUGUGCUGCAGUACCUUACGAAAGCCUAUGGGAACCUUCCUAUCUAUGUGCAAGAGAAUGGUGUUGCAUCUAAUGACACUCUCGAUGACACCGAAAGGAUCGAAUACUUGAAGAGCUACAUGGGUAGCACACUGAAGGCAGUAAGGAAUGGAGCAAACGUAAAAGGCUACUUUGUCUGGUCCUUCCUAGACGUCUUCGAGUUCUUUGCAGGGGCCAAGUCACGGUACGGCCUGUACCGUGUCGAUUUUAACGAUGAGGCGCUGCCACGACAAGCGAAGCUCUCUGCUCGAUGGUACUCUGGCUUCCUGAAGAACAAUGACACCUAUGUUCAGAACGAGCUCGAAAGUACAGGAUCGCAUGCUCUGCAAUGAGCCGUAAAACAGAUGGUGGAAAUGUCGAGUCAUCCUAUGUAAAUAAACGUUUCAUGUAAAUAUAGUGGUUUAUUACAUAUACAUCAUGUAGUACCUUAUGUACCUACAAGAGUGGUUGGCAGUGCCCUACGCAUGGCCAUGUCUCAUGAUGGAGGUUUAGGUGUGUUGUAACAGGUUUUGCUCGGUUUUUCCGCUAAUUAACCGGACAAUACUCUUCAGCUUCUAUCAAUAGAUUGAGAGGUGGUGCAAAAUCCGCAGCGAUCAGCGGCGGCCAUACAUGCACUGGUGCUGAAUUUUACUCGAGUGGCUGGGAAGGGAACUCCUAUUCCUAGGAAGAACAUAUGGCCACCAGUCUUACCCUGCAACUACUACUGAAUGUGGACGCCUCUUUCAUCGAGGGCUCCCACUCCGGGUCAUGCGAAGCAAUUGUUAGAGAUCACAGAGGUUACUUCAUUACUGGUUCUACCUCACAAAUUGAACAUGUAGCAGAUGUUGUGUCUGCAGAAGCUGCGGCACUUCAUGAAGGAUUGAGGCUACUCCAAACCCUGGGAUGCAACAACGUAUAAGUGAUUAUGGACAAUAUCAUUGUGGUCUAAGCUCUACGUCUCAAUGAGGGUUACUCUAUGGUGGCAGCUCCAUUGCUUGAUGAUUGCAGAGACUUAAUACUAGAAUUCGGGAAGGCUACUAUUGAGCAUUGUAAUCAAUAGAGAAUCUAAUGCAGUGGCUCACGUGCUAGCAGAGUGGGGGCGUGCGAACAAUCCAACUGUUUGGAUGGAUGCACCUCCGAGUUAUAUUGUUAAACUUUUAGCAGACGAUGAUAGUGUUAUUUGAGUUU